AGGAAAUAAUGAGGAGGAUAUAUAAUCGAUAUAUGAUUCAUAUGUCAUAAAAGAGAGUAGAAUACUCUGAGACUUGCUCGCACCCAACCGCGCUUCUCCGCCGUCGACUUCUAAACCCCAUCUCCACAGCCUCCUAAUUAUUCCUACCUUCCUUGCUUCAGAAAGCCUAAAGCAUCUGUAAAUGAGGGGAAGGAGUUACAGUCCGUCACCACCAAGGGGCUAUGGCAGAAGAGGACGAAGUCCUAGCCCUAGGGGCCGCUAUGGUGGCCGUGGUAGAGAUCUGCCUACCAGCCUUCUGGUUCGAAAUCUUCGCCAUGAUUGUAGGCCAGAUGAUCUCCGCAGACCAUUUGGACAGUUUGGUCCUCUUAAGGACAUUUAUUUGCCAAAAGAUUACUAUUCUGGGGAACCUCGUGGUUUUGGUUUUGUCCAAUAUGUAGAUCCUGCUGAUGCUGCUGAGGCUAAAUAUCACAUGGAUGGCAAGAUUCUACUUGGUCGGGAAGUAACUGUUGUGUUCGCAGAGGAGAACAGGAAGAAGCCAUCUGAUAUGAGGGCAAGGGAGCGUGGAAGCCGCAGUCGUUAUCGUGAUCGAAGACGUUCUCCCCCUCGCUAUUCUCGAUCUCCUCGAUAUUCUAGAUCCCCACCUCCACAUCAUGCGAGAUCUGGGUCCCGCAGCCGAGAUUAUUAUUCACCUCCUCCUAAGCGAAGGGACUACUCCAGGUCUUUGUCACCCGCGGACAGAAGGUACAGUCGAGAGAGGUCAUACUCUCGAUCGCCACCCUAUAAUGGGUCAAGGAGCCGCAGUCAGAGCCCAGCUAGGGGUCCUAGCCCGAGUCGGAGCCGAAGCCAGAGCCCAAGAAGAAGCCGAAGCCAAAGUCCAAAUCCCUAUCCAAGGGAAUCAAAUGGGGAUAGGUCUCCUAGUGCAUGAGGUGUUUGUGGGAUUUGUUUGUGAGCAGUAACUUGUGAUCAUUUUAAUUUCGCUUGGAAUUUGCAAACAGUUUGAAGUUGGUAAUUACUGUUGGAUGAUUAACGGUGUCGAAGGUUUUGGAUUAAUUACUGUUGGUAUUUAUGUUAUUCAGAUUGUACUUUUUGGUAGAAAGCUUUUUCUGUUA
Molecule: messenger RNA, 1109 nt
Organism: Ziziphus jujuba (common jujube)
Lineage: Eukaryota; Viridiplantae; Streptophyta; Magnoliopsida; Rosales; Rhamnaceae
Product: serine/arginine-rich SC35-like splicing factor SCL30A
Exons: 6
Coding region: 182-925 (247 amino acids)
Biological process (GO): mRNA splicing, via spliceosome
Cellular component (GO): cytoplasm; nuclear speck
Molecular function (GO): RNA binding
Source: RefSeq, a predicted model, not a curated record